AUGUCUACGCAACAGGUUUUCCAUGUUCGUGAAAAGAUUGAACUCUCUGACACCGAGAAGAGCAUCUUCGAUAGGCUUCUCGCCACUCUUCGUCACUUCCAACUCCAAACUCAGCUCCGAGUCGCCGGUGGCUGGGUUGGCGACAAGCUUCUGGGAAAAUAUUGUUACGGUAUUGAUAUCGCUCUUGACAAUAUGAUGGGUGCUGAGUUUGUGUAUAAGGUCAAGGAGUACUUGUUGUCCAUUGGGGAAGAUGUACAGGGAGUUUGUGUUAUUGAGUGCCUGUUGGAACUUAACAGAAAUAAAAUAGACGAUGGCAAAAACAAACACAGUGUUGAAUAA
Molecule: messenger RNA, 339 nt
Organism: Gastrolobium bilobum
Lineage: Eukaryota; Viridiplantae; Streptophyta; Magnoliopsida; Fabales; Fabaceae
Product: CCA tRNA nucleotidyltransferase, mitochondrial-like
Exons: 3
Coding region: 1-339 (112 amino acids)
Biological process (GO): tRNA 3'-terminal CCA addition
Molecular function (GO): ATP:3'-cytidine-cytidine-tRNA adenylyltransferase activity; RNA binding
Source: RefSeq, a predicted model, not a curated record